CCCGAACAAAGACUUUUUUUCCUUGUUCUUACCCACUCAGGCUGUUUGAUUAGCUGAGGCUAUGUAUGUGCGAAGAUCAUCCACAGGCGAGAUGGACGCCUUUACUACUGUGACGAGUGACGUUACUUGUCGUUUCUCACCACCAAAAAAUUUACACUAGGCCGACUAAGAAGUACUGCCACACAAAAUUCCUCUUCCCCCACAUAAACCAGUAACGACAGCAUCACAAAGAAGUCCUUGAGCUCGGCAACAAGAUGCCGCUCAUCAUCCUCACGGGACUGCCCACGUCGGGCAAGUCGACACGGGCGAAGCAACUGCAUGAUUACCUCGCCGAGCGUAUCGCCGGAACCAAGUACAGGCUGCACCUGAUAUCAGACGACUCGCUUUCAAUAUCGCGAUCCGUGUACGACCUCUCCACGGUGCCGGUGCAUACAAGAUCGGCCAACGCCAGCGAAAAGGAUGCGAGGGCGGCCAUUUACGGCGCCGUAAAGAGAGUGCUGAGCGACAAGGAUAUUGUCAUCCUCGAUGGCCUGAAUUACAUCAAAGGCUGGCGGUACCAGCUACACUGCGAGGCGAAAGCCGUUCGAACGCCGAGCUGCAUAUUACAGAUUGGAUGCUCCAAAGACCGCGCGCAGCAGGUUAACGAGGACAGGCUAAAACGAAGCCAGGCUGCGGCUGAACAACACGGAGCCGACGCUACAAGCGAUACCACAGAGCCGUAUGAGCCCGCGAAUUGGGAGAACCUCGUCUUUCGACAUGAAGAGCCUAAUCCAAUGACUCGCUGGGAUAGUCCUCUUUUUACGAUAAUAUGGGAGGACGAUGACAAGCAGGUCAAGAAGACGUUUGACUCUCUUUGGGAGGCCGUUGCGGGAGACGGCCGCAAAAUCAUCAGGCCAAAUCAGGCUACGGAGCCCCGAGGGCGCGAUGCGAGUGGCGAUUACCUGUACAUACUGGAUCGUGAAACGCAGGACAUUGUGAAGCGAAUCCUGGACCAACAGGGCGAUGAUGGCGGCGGCGAGGUCAAAGUCUCUCUCAGCGGUGGCAAGAAAGAGCUUAUCGUUGAGCUGCCGGCGAGAAAGAUUGGCUUGCCGGAGCUGCAGAGGCAUCGAAGAGCCUUUAUGGGGUUGAAUAGAGGGGGUAUUGGGUUGGAGAAGGUGACCAAUAUGGCUGCCGACUCGUUGAGGGAGUCUUUUGUCAACUACCUCAAUAACGCAUUUGAGAAUGAAUGAGAUGUUUAAAGCGCCCAGAUGAUAUCUAUAGUCUCUACGUUUUUGCUGUGGACUCAAAGCAUCAUAGGUGCCUCUCAUAUUCGCCAUUUCUGAUUGCAGGCUUCUCAUACAUAGGGUUGCCCCACGGGUUUACAAAAUGUUGCAGGGUAAGCGACAUAGGGUAGAGAACAGGCAAUGAAUUGGAAGUCAAGAGGCCAGCCAACGGAAUAGGAUGAGGGUGAUCGAAGUUUGAAUGCCUGGUUAUUGCUCAUUGGGUGUAAUUGGAUACACUGAUGAGAUGCUAUGAGGAGGCUGGUUUGAUGCUUUAGACAAGAGAUGCAUAUGGAUCAUGCUUACAGCUGGCAAGGUUCAGUGGCGGCGGGAAACGAAGCCGAACGCGCGCCACGAGGAGAAUCACGGAAGCUACAACAAAUCAGUUAGGUAGAUAUUCAAUGUCAAUACCUGAAUUUACUCCUCCUAAAC
This is a messenger RNA of Trichoderma harzianum CBS 226.95, 1691 nucleotides long. RefSeq lists its product as hypothetical. The record is from RefSeq and is a predicted model, not a curated record. Bases 255 to 1229 code for a protein of 324 amino acids. NCBI's taxonomy places the organism in Eukaryota, Fungi, Ascomycota, Sordariomycetes, Hypocreales, Hypocreaceae. The transcript has 2 exons.